AGACGUAAGAAGGCAAGCAGUAUGGCGCAGGGUGGAUGAGGGAAAGGCAUCUAAUAGGAAGCUAGUCAUUUUCAAUGUGUAGUAAAGCUUCAGAAUGGCUAGCAACAGUCAGUCUAACAAGAAAGAUACUCAAGAAAGCGAAGGAAAUGAAGAGAAAUCUGUUGGUACUGAUAAUACUGAUACCAUGAAGACUUUAAUACAGGACACGAAAUCAAAAUCUAAACAAAAUGGCGAACAAAAUGAAAGUGAAGUGCCGCCGCCUUCUGAUAGCACUGCUAAGCAGCGUAGGGUUAGCACACUUGAACAGAAAGAUGAAAAUGAACGUCCAGCCGUCCCGAAAUCAGCAGAGGAGCCUCUUCGGAGAAAUUUUCAGAUUCCAAGGAAAAACAAAGAGAAAAAAGCAUUGUUUCAGCCCAUUCCUUUGGGCUCUCGAGAGUUUGAAGAAGUGAUAACUAUACUGAAUACCUCUUACUUGGAGAUGUCUUCUAUAGGCAACUUCAGCUACAGGAAAGCUAGUGCUGUGCACAAUGAACUGUUUGAAAAGGAGUUCAUUGAGAAGCGCAGGGAAUUGAAGAAUGAAGGUCGCACUGAAAAAGAACUUGCAGAAACAUACGCGUUUUUACUAGUUGAUAGAUCCCAGGUGCAAAACAUUUGUGAGAAGGGGCUGCAAGCUGGACAUUCCAAAAUCACAAUCCUUGGCAAUCCUUCAUUGGGUGUUUAUCUUUCUAAACAUGCUGAUUUACUUCAAGUCAAUCCUUUGGAUGCUGGUGUUGUUGGAGAUAUCAUAAUCUUUAAAAUACUAAAGGGGAGAGUGAAAAGCAUAUAUGAUAAUCAGACAAAAAGUAUGUUGGAUCCAACGCCUAAACAUGAAUGUCACAUUGCAAAGAAUGCUGUUCGUGUUAAUUCUGUGUUGGCAUACAGAGCGUUUGAACUCACACAGUAUUAUUUGUAUGAAUACAGCUUUGAUGAAAUCAAACGUCGACCAACUCAUGUGUGUCCAUUUGCUGUUGUAUCAUUUGCUUACAAAGACAAAGAGACGUUGCAGGUACCAAAACCUUUGCCACCAUCAAGAGUAAACAACAGGAAUAUAGAAAAAAGUGCAGAGGCGCCUACUUUUACACUGUGGCGAGGCCAACUCCUUAAUAAAGGGAAACUUUUAUGUUAUGCAUUUUUGAGAUCGGCCACUCGUCCUUUCCUUCCUGCUAAAUUGGCAGAGAAGCUUGACAUUGACACUGCCAUGAAUAUUGAUAACUUGAAAAAGAGAAUUCCUGCAUCUUUGCUGUGCAUGGAAACAUUCAAAGGGGCAAGGGAAGUUUUGAAAGGUGGAAAGUAUUGCAGUCUGUAUGAGUUGGUGGAGAAGACUAGAAUUGGAAGUAAUAUUGAAGCUCUUAUUCAAAAGCUGGAGAAAGAAAAAAUGGUUCUGGUAAAACGAUUAAUUGAUAAAGGAUUCCUGUACUUGCUUUCUCCUUUACAAAUGGCAUCACCAUAUGAUUCCCAAGGAGGGAGGGCUCGCUAUCUCAUGGCACUGUUUAUGUUUCAUGAACCAAGAAGUGUGGUAAGAUGUGCUCAGAAGAAUGCAAAUGUGGCUCCAGCACAAGGGAUUGUUGAGGUUAUGCCAGAUCUAAUGAAAUUUAUUCCUGCUCUGCAUUUUGGACUUUUCCAGUCACGUAAAGAUAAGUCUGCACAGCUCAGUACUGUUGUAGAAAAACAUGCUGGAGAGUACUUAAAAAGGAGACCGGGCACAUUUGGUAAGAACAGAGAAUACAUACUGUAUCCAUACGAAGGUCGACUGGAUGAUAAAAAAUUUCUGUAUUCAGCACCCAAAAAUAGAGCUCACAUUGAUAGUGCGAUACGUGGCUACAUUUUUGCAAGUGAGGCAUACACGGUACCGUUGGGAAAUGCAAAUAAGAUAAUUGAAGAUUCAAAAAAAGUUGAACAGUUUAGUCCCGUUUCUGAUUAUGAAAACCAAGAACAAGAAAAUGAUAGUACAAAUGCUGUGAAGACAGAGAAAGAUACAGAAGCUGCACAAGUUGCCAAAUUGUGUCGGAAUAGUGCUGACUAUGACCCAGACAGAGUGAAAGACCUUAUAAACUUAAUUCAGAGCAAAAAAAAAGUUGCUGGAGAACCAGGUGAUAAUGAUGGUGAUUUUGUGAGCAAUGCUGGAUUAAAAAGAAAACUCGAGUCUGGUUCUGAAAAAUUGUCUAAGCACAUGAAGAGAAGUAAAGGUGCAGAAAACAUGGAACCAUUUGAAGGUGUACCAGAUUCAUCUCGCUUAGUUUCUUCAUUUGUUGAUGGACUUGGUGCACAUGACACAGACUUGCGAGAACAUAACUUCUCUGAACCAGUUUCUGAGCCUGACCAUUUAGUCAAACUCCUCCUGGAAACACUGGCUACCUCUGGAGGCCUAGAAACUUUAUUGGGACAUGCUGCAAAUCUUGGACUGACAAGUGGAGCAGAUCAAGAUCUGAGACACAACCACAUGUAUGAUCCAGGGAGUCUGAGAAAUAAAGAAGGAUAUGGUGUCCAUGUUCAUUCUCAAGAUGAAAGCAUUGCAUAUAAAGAUUUUGAUGGUUCUAUGUUGUCAGCUACAAGUUCUUCAUGCAUUUCUUGUUCCGGUGACAUUGAUCUUCGAGUUGUAGGUGGGAAUGUGCCUGGGAAAUGUUCAGUCCAUUCAAAAAUGGAGGUUUCCAGAGAAAAUCCCGAGGACUUGGGCACAGGAAAUGCUAGCAGUCCGGAGGGGUAUAGUCCUUGCCCUAGUACACCAAUUGAACAUGUAUAUCGGAGGGAGAACUCCACUUCAGAUCCUACAGUAGAAAAUCAAGUGCUUUGGAAACUUAUACCUAUUACAGGCAUAAAAUCACCUGAAGAACAGCUGUUGUAUCUACCACCGAAAGAUGCCCUACCUUAUGACCCUCGGGUAGUACGAAGGCAGAGAAGUGGAGAUUACUUGUCUGUGCAUUCAUUUUCAGAAUUGAAAAGUACAGCAGUGGAUGGAGCAUUACAUAGACGUUUAAAAAAUUGGCGAGAUGUUGGGAUGUUUUCUGACUUCCGAGAUAAGGAAACAAAAUCUCCUUUAAAUGAAAUGAUAGAACGUUCAGUAUUUGAAGAAUAUAUGGUCUUCUCUAAGAAAAUCCAGGAACUACUGAAGGUUAAAGAUAUUGUUUAUGAUUGUGAAGCAGUAAAACCUGUUAUCUUUGCCCCUGACAAUAUAUCUGACUUUUCACGGUAUUUGAAAUCCCCACUCAAUUAUAUAGUCAUCCAGCAAUAUGUAGAUCAGCUGCAAGAAAAGAUUAACCAUAUUGUGUCAUCUGCAGGGCCAUCUGCCUCUGUAAGAUAUGCCUGGUUAACUAGUCCUGUGUCUGAUGCAGCAGCAGAUCCAUCUCGUGCAACUCCACGCUUCCCAGGUGAGCAGGGCUUGCCUGUUCACAGUAAUGUUAACAUUUCACACUUAGCAGGACAGUUUUCCAGUACUUCAGUAUCACAGUUACCAGGACAUUUUCCUAAUACGUCUGCAUCACAGUUAACAGGAGAGUUUCUUAGUACUUCUGCACCACAGUUAAUGGGACAGUUUUCUGGUACUUCUGUGCCGCAUUUGCCGGGUCAGUUUUCUAGUAAUUCAUCUCAGUUAACUGGACAGUUACAUGGUACAGCUUCCUCGCAGUUAGCAGGGCAGUUUCCCAGUACUUCUGUGCCACAUUUAACAGGGCAUUUUCCUAAUGCAUCUGUCACACAAUUACCAGGACAGUUUCCUAAUACAGCUGUCUCACAGUUAACAGGACGGUUUCCAGAAGUGUCUGAGGCACUAUUGCCAAGGCACUUUCCUGAGCAGACUGUCUCACACUUACCAAGACAGUUUCCUGAGACACCUGUCUUAUGCUUACCAGGACAUUUUCUAGAAGCUGCUGUCUCACACUUACCAGGACAGUUUCCAGAAGUGGCUGUCCCACAGUUAACAGGACACUUUCCUGAGACAUCUGGUUCACAUCUUAUGGGACAUUUCCCUGACAGAACUAUUUCACAGUUACCAGGACACUUCCCUGAUUGCCCUGUGCCACAGUUAACGGGACAGUUCCCUGAUAGACCUGGGCCACAUUUAACAGGCCAUUUUCCUGGUGCAACUGUGUCACAUUUACCUGGGCAUUAUCCAGAUGUUCCUGGGCCCCAGUUCAUGGGACAGUUUCUGAAUACUUCAGUUCCUCCAUUUCCGGGACAGUUUCCUAAUGCUUCUGCAUUGCAGUCAGUAGGGAACUUUGGUAAUGUUUCUGUAAAUUCAGAUAGUAAGGAUUUUGUUUCUGAUCAUACUACCAUUGAGACCGGCAAAAAGUUAGCUGAAGCUGUUAACAUUCUUCCUAAGAAAGAGGAAACUUUAACAUCCAGUAUGACCACAAACAUUACAAGUCAGGAAGAAACAAAGACUACUCCCGAGUCACUAGAGACGUUAAGCAUUUCAGCAACUCAGCCUUCUUUGUCUAACCUCAUUAACCAGCUAGAACCUGAAGUUUUCAACAGCUUGGUCAAAAUCAUUAAAGAUGUCCAGAAGAAUACAGUCAAGUUUUAUAUUCAGGUAGAAGACAAGAAUCCGGUCUGCACAGAAAUUAAGGAAUACCUAACAAAGUUAGGAAACAUUGAAUGUCAUCCCCAGCACUUUUUGGAGAAAAGAAACUCUGUGGACAAACUUCUGAUAAUAAUUCAGAAUGAAGAUAUUGCCACAUGUAUUCACAAGAUCCCUGCACUGGUGUCUUUAAAAAAGCUUUCCUGUGUAAACUUUGCUGGUGUGGACAGCCUGGAUGAUGUGAAAAAUCACACUUACAAUGAACUGUUUGUUUCUGGUGGCUUUGUUGUGUCUGAUGAAUCUGUGCUGAAUCCAGAAUCUGUAACCGUUGACAAGCUCCAAAGUUUCUUAAAGUUUCUUGAAGAGCUGAACACUCAUGAAAGCCAGUGGCAGUGGAAGAUUCACUGUAAAAUACAGAAGAAGUUGAAGGAACAAGGAAGGAUGAAUCCUACAGUUUUAAAUGUAUUGACCCUGUUGAAUACCUACCAGAGGAAGCAUAGAGUUGAAAUUUUGUCGUAUCAUGACUGCGACUCUCAGUCCAGAAGUGCUCCUGAAUUAGACUGUCUAAUCAAACUUCAAGCUCAAAACAUACAUCAGAGACACACAGUAUUUUUAACAGAGCGAAAUGUUGAGACAUUUUCCAAUUAUUCAGCUAAUGGCAUAGUGGUUACUUCGAUGGAACAUUUCAUGCACAAUUUUUCCUGUCUUAUUGGCUAUCACAGCUCCACUGCAGAGGAAAAAUGCUCUACACAUUUGAAUGUACAAGCGACACAAGAAAGACAACUAGAGAAAGAUGAGGAAGACAUGUCUUUGGAUUCAGAAGAUGAAACAACAGAAAUUGAAGUGUGUAAUGAAGCCUCAAAAAAUGAGGGCCAGAAGGGGUUACUGGAGGUAGAGAAGAAAUCUGAUGACAAGGAAUCCCAGGAAUCCUACAGUGAAAAUCAAAGCAUUUCAGUAGAAGAAAGAAAAUCCAGUCUCAUUUCUGAAGAUGUGCAGUCAGCUGUGCCAGCUUCAAUAAAUUUGCCUGUUCCAGGUGAUAAAAGCUCAGUAGGACAAGAAUGUCGUGGCUAUAACAACUUUGGGUUUUACCAGAGUUCACAGCAAGACACUUCUCAGCAGUUUAGCCAGUUUAAUGUUUUGACUCACCAAAGUUUUCUUGAUACAACACUUGGGACGUCACGUACCACGUCACGAAAUCCAACUCAGAAUGCAAAUUACUUUGUGCCGGGAUACAGUCAAAAUGUGAAUAGUAUUUCUGGUUCUAAUAGCUGGGCUAACCAGUGGAAUGUGAAUAAUAGUACACCUGGAUCAUAUAUGAAAGGUUACAAAUAGAAAUCUAUUACAGUUUCUUUAAAAAAAUACAGAAAGUAUAUGGUGGACUUCAUCUGAAAAAUUGACAAAAAGAAAAUGAAAGGUGGUUUAUAUUUGUAUUCUUAAUGGAAAAAUAUAUGUGUAUGUGUUUGUAUAUAUGUACACACAUACACACACACACACGAGCAUGCAUAUAUACAUAUAUAUGUAUAUAUGCAUGUCCUUUACUGUUUUUCAUGUCUUAUUUCAACAUAGUGACAUGUACUACUAUGAAACAUCUAUACUUUUGAAUAAAUAUUUUAACAUGUGUAUUGGAUUGCCUUGUUUCCCAGCACUUUUAAUUAUUUUUAUAUUUGUAUUUGGUCUGUAUGUUAACUUUUUAUCAAUUUUGUUUAUUUUAUGUAUAAAAGCUGAAUGCCAGCCUACAAUACAGUAUAUGAAGUGGAAAAACUUCACUUAUUUUUUUUUAAGUAAACUUACAUAUUUGAUAAACCACUCCCAUUUAUUUUAUAAAUGAUAUGGUGGUUUAAGUAGUUGUAUAUACCUUGGUUUGUUUUGGCUAUUAACUUGUAAAAUAUUUUACAUUAAAACAGAGGUAUAUGAAGUGUUUAAUUGUAGACAACAGGUUUGUUCAUCUAUUAAUGAUUGUUGAUGGAGAGCAGAUAAAUUUUCUAGCAAGAAAGUAUUUUUGUGUGAAGAAAGAUGCAACUUUUGUUAAGUCUCUGAAUGUCAUGAUUCAGAGACUGUGUAUUGUAAACAUGACCAGUAUUUCAGCUAUCCCAGGAUUCAACAUACAAGCAUCAAUUGACCAAGUUCAGUACUGUCCAUUGGUUUCUGUAAAACUUUUGAGGCAUCUCUUCAUUUGAGUGUGUCUAGCAAGCAGUUAGAUCAUACUUUUCAAGUUGGGGGGCAUUCAUUAUGGUGUAUGCUGUACAUUUUUUGGUAGGCAUAUUGCACUGCAUAAAGAAACAUCCCAAAUUUUGAAGACUGCAAUGAAAUUGUUAUCUAUUAUUUUGUAUCAUCACUGACUACUCAAACUAAAUACCUCAACCAGAAAACCCCUUUGUUGCAUUUUUCUAAAGAAAAAAAACUUUGUACAUAGGGUUGUAUAAUUGUGAAAAUGUUCCGAUAUGUAUAGCAUAAUCAAUAAAUUAACAGUUACAUGUAAAUAUUAAUGACAAUA
Molecule: messenger RNA, 7046 nt
Organism: Protopterus annectens (West African lungfish)
Lineage: Eukaryota; Metazoa; Chordata; Ceratodontiformes; Protopteridae
Gene: TASOR
Product: transcription activation suppressor
Exons: 23
Coding region: 95-5884 (1929 amino acids)
Biological process (GO): protein localization to heterochromatin; negative regulation of gene expression, epigenetic
Cellular component (GO): nucleoplasm; heterochromatin
Molecular function (GO): chromatin binding
Source: RefSeq, a predicted model, not a curated record